GCCCAACAACAGUCCAGUGACAAAAGCAACUGCCUGCCCAGCUUUGCCUGCCUCAGUUCAGGGGUCUGUGACAUCAGAAAGACAGCAGAGAGGAGUGAUGUGUCAAUCAAGCUCAAAGGGAGAGAUUAGUUUUCUACAGGAGCUCAAAGUCUGCUGUGCCCAUGGCCUGGGUUGAGCCAUCAAGAUGGGGAAUUGCCAGAACAGCCUUCCCAAAACCCCCAAGCCUGUGAAGCGUGAACUCAAAGAGAAGUUGGCAACAACCAUUAUCAUCUUCACGAUUGGAGGCCCUGGUUGCGGCAAGGGGUCCCAGAGUAUUCGGAUGGCUCAAAAGUACAACUUCACCCACUUGGCUAUUGGAGACUUGCUGCGGGAAGAAGCCAUCAGGCCCACCAGCAGAGCCAAAUCUAUCAGGGAUAUCAUGCUGAACGGGGCUCUGGUGCCCUCGGGCUUCAUCAUAGACCUGCUGAUGGAUAAACUGCAAAAAGCAGAAAAUGUCAAAGGAUUCAUUAUUGAAAGCUUUCCCCGGGAAAUCAACCAGGCCAAGCUGUUUGAGGAACUUGCGGGGCGUCCCCCCAACAUGGUGAUUGUGUUUGACUGCUCCACGGAGACCAUGAUCCAGCGGCUGCUGAUCCGAAGCCAGAGGGGUGAAAGAGUGGAUGACCACGAGAGCAUCAUCCGGCAGCGGCUGGAGACCCACUACACACAGUGUGAGCCUAUCCUCGCCCACUACCUCCAGAAGGGCAUACUCCGGAACGUCAUCGGAGAGGAACCCCCAGAAGUUGUCUUUGACAAGUGCUGCAGUGUUGUAGACGAUGUGCUAAAGGGAGCAACCUCAAAGGCAUAGCUAUUUAAUUCUACAUCAAAAUAAAGGCUUUUAAGUUGUCGGUCCA
Molecule: messenger RNA, 890 nt
Organism: Anolis sagrei ordinatus
Lineage: Eukaryota; Metazoa; Chordata; Lepidosauria; Squamata; Anolidae
Product: adenylate kinase isoenzyme 1-like
Biological process (GO): nucleobase-containing compound metabolic process
Cellular component (GO): cytoplasm
Molecular function (GO): ATP binding; nucleoside diphosphate kinase activity
Source: RefSeq, a predicted model, not a curated record